This is a messenger RNA of Diversispora eburnea, 1093 nucleotides long. Lineage: Eukaryota; Fungi; Glomeromycota; Glomeromycetes; Diversisporales; Diversisporaceae. The record is from the annotation of a GenBank genome assembly.
AUGAUUAGUCUUUUUUCUCGACUUUCAAGCAACAGAAGGUCGUCCAUUAUAAAAAAUUUCAAUCGAAUUCGACAAAUCUCUUCAAUUUCUUCCCAAAUUAAAGACUCUAAACAAAGUAUUAAGGAAAAAAUUGUUGCAAUCGAUAAACAACGUCCUUUCAGUAAUUUUCUAACGGAUCGAUUUUCGAGACAACAUACUUAUCUUAGGAUAUCAUUGACUGAAAAGUGCAAUUUGAGAUGUACUUAUUGUAUGCCAGAAGAAGGAGUUGAUUUAACACCUUCACAUAAACUUUUAUCUUUUGAAGAAAUUAUAAGAAUCGCAAAGUUAUUUGUGUCUCAAGGUAUUAACAAGAUUAGAUUGACUGGUGGCGAGCCUACUGUGAGGAAUGACAUUAUUGAUUUAGUUGGUGAAUUGGGAAAAUUAAGGUCGGAAGGACUUGAAACUUUAUCAAUGACGUCUAACGGAAUUGCACUAAAGAGAAAAUUACCAAGACUAGUAGAAAAUGGAUUAAACUUAUUGAAUCUUAGUCUUGAUACAUUAGAUCCCCUUAAAUUUGAACUAAUUACACGUCGCAGAGGAUUUGAACGUGUAAUGGAAUCUAUUGAUCUGGCUAUUUCAUUGGGUCUUAAACCAGUUAAAAUCAAUUGCGUAAUAAUGAAGGGAGUGAAUGAUCAAGAGGUAUUAGAUUUUAUAGAGUUGACACGUUCCAAGCCAAUUGAUGUACGAUUUAUAGAAUAUAUGCCAUUUGAUGGCAACAAAUGGAAUGAGAAUAAAUUUAUCCCAUAUAAAGAAAUCUUGAAUAUGAUUAAUAACAGAUAUCAUGUUUCAAAAAUUCCUGGAGAUAUUCAUGAUACAUCAAAGGGUUAUAAUAUACCGGAAUUCACAGGUCAAUUUGGAUUUAUUACUUCAAUGUCUGAACAUUUUUGUGGAACAUGUAAUAGACUUCGGAUUACUGCUGACGGAAAUUUGAAAGUGUGUUUAUUUGGUAAUUCUGAAGUUAAUCUACGUGACUUGUUACGGGAAAAUGUUCCCGAUCAACAAUUAUUCCAAAUAAUUGAAGCUGCUGUCAAAAAUAAAAAGCAACAACAUGCAG